Molecule: messenger RNA, 711 nt
Organism: Dibothriocephalus latus
Lineage: Eukaryota; Metazoa; Platyhelminthes; Cestoda; Diphyllobothriidea; Diphyllobothriidae
Source: the annotation of a GenBank genome assembly
GACCCAUGCCCGGCCGUCCGUUUGCACUUCCUCUCAGUCCUGCACCAGGGUCUCCUACGCCUGCAGUUGCCUCUGGAGUAUAUUGCCAUGUUUGUGCACGCGGCCGACGUGCAAGACAAUUCCUUCCGGCAUCGAGCAAAGCAGUACCUUGUGGCAAAUGUUAAACGACGCAGGGAAUUUCUCAGCAAACACACCUCUUUCACAAACAACCCAAAACUGUUGUUUGCCAUCUUGCCGGACUUUGUGCUGGCUUAUGCUAUUCACCUUCUUGCACACGAUCCCGAUUGGUCAAGCAUCGAUGAUACCGCUCGGCUGUUGUCCAUCAAAAGUGCCGUUUGGUUCGUUCUGGAACCAAUCAUGUCGGGUGCCAACAAUUACAGUUUCCUCCGCCGUCUCUUAGAAUUAAUCAAACAUUCGAGAGAUGCCCUGUGUCCCGAAGAUGAUCUUGCCUGUGCGUUACUGCAGGAAAAAGAUGAGAUUGCUCCCAAGUUUCAUGCCAACCGCUCCAGCUACAAACGCAGUUGCGUGAGGGCGCUAUACUGGUGUGUAAAGACGCAUUGUAGUGAACCAAAAGGCAAGGUUGCCAACUACAUGGGUGAACUCAACGGAAUCGACAAUGGUGGUGUAAUCAAACCAUUUAAAGAUUCGGGUAGGGAUGGACAAGCAAUAAUCGCACCAAUUACGGCUCCCGACGAUGAAAACCAGUACUAA